AGAGGAAACGAUGGAUUCCUUCAUUGAACUUCAGGUAGUUGAGUUAAAACAACAGCUGGAGGAGGUGAUGUGUGAAAGAGAUGCUUUGAGAAAAGAGUUGUCAGCUUUCAGAGCUAAGCCCUGUGGUAUGCAGGGUGGUUUACCAUUCAAUCAGUUAUCUGCCAGUACAGAAAUAGAAAACAAAAAGGAGUUUAAAGUUGAUGAGAAACAUGAGGGUCCAUUUAAUUGUGGAGUUGUAGAACUGCUUACAGAAAUGAACACUGAAUUAGAAAAAGAGCUUGACAAAAUAAAAUAUAGCGUGAUGAAGAUCAAUGAAUUGUCUCCCAUUGGAAAAUGGCAGUGCCCAGAAAUAAAACAACAUAAUCUGACUCCUGUACAGAAUGAAUCGAAAAGAAAAUAUUUAAACUUUCUAGAUGAUGAGGUGAUUCAGGAAAAGCCAAACUUAAAGAAUAUUGAUGAAGAAAUGUCUAGAUCUAUGUUUAAUCUUCAUCUGGAGUUCAUCAGCUUGAAGAGGAUUGUUGAAGAGAGUUUGUUUAAAAAUAAUGAUCUUCAACUCCAGUUUUUUAAAUCACUGCAGAAACAAAACAAUAUUGCUGAGGUUAAAAAUAGUGGUCCUAACCCAGAAUUUGACUUCAUUUCAUUACAAAGUACACUUUUAGAAAAGAAACAAGAAAACAGUGAUAUGAUAUAUUUGUUUUCAUUACUUGAAGAGCUGAAGAUAGGGUCAAGGUUAUCAAAUAUUUUAAGACAACUAGAGAUCAGCAUGAAGGAUAAAGUGCAAUUAGAAGAAAAACAUUUUUCUGAUUUAACCCCAGUUGGUGUAGUAGAUGCUGCCAAACUUUUCUCAAUGUUAAAAGAAAUUGAUAAUAUUUGCACACAGCUAGAAUCCAAAGCUUUGCUCUUAAGUGAGAUGAGAGAAAAAGAGAAUGUCACUUUGUCAGAAAUGGCCACCCAGACAGAGGAAGAUUUAAGCCUGUAUGAGAUCAACAUAACAAAAUUAGUGGGAACUGACCAGUACAAUCUGGCGCACUUGACCCUGUCUGAUCCCCAAUCUGAAGCUGAUGUGUUGAAUGAUAAUGUGUUUACAAGGCUGCCUGGUGAUGGUGUGGGAAUGGACAAUGUAUCCCAUAAAUCAAAGCAAGUUUCACUGGCUACCAGGCAACCCUUGGCCAAGUAUUCAGAUGCUGGUAAAAACAACAGAUCUUCUAAAAGAAAAAUUAAACAAGUCAGUUUCACCUUCCCUUCGAUCGAACAAUUUUCAUAUAUUCAUCCUAAAAAAGUGUACAGUUUUCUCACGUAUGUUCAUCUCUCAGACACUAGGCAUGUCAAAAAGUUCAGGCGUUUGAAACAUAAAAUUGUUCACAACCAAGAGUCCAAUACCAAAAGUCAACCUAGAGGCCUAUUGCAAGAAAAUCACUUAAAUUCAGUGACAGAAGAUAAGGCUGUUGAAAUUACCAGCGAGUUAAAUUUAACAGAAUGGAACAUCAUCAAUGUAGAUGAAAGAGAUGUUGAAUAUAACCACAGAAACAACACAACUACAGCCACUUCUCACCAAGAAAAUCUUACUCAUACAGAUCUAACUAAGCCUGGAGAAUUGGCACCAAUGCUGUCUCAACCAACCUCAAAAAGGUCUGGUAUAAGAAGGUUUUUUAGCACCAAAAAGAAAAAAGAUGCAAGCCCAAAAUUAGAACAUGCUGCUCCACAUUAUGAUUACGAUGAUUUGUUUUUCCCAUGGCCAUCACUGUUAUUUUAUUUCCUGGGUGGAUGGUGACAUAGUACAUAGAUCUGAGUAGAUAAAAAAGAAAAUAGGACUGGGGUAUCUGGAGGCUCUCAUAAAAAUAGUGUUUAAAUAUUAUUGGAAAAUUGUUUUAAACUUUUUUUAGUUUUAACAAGUCUCACAGAUUUUUAGGUAAUUAUUUUCGAAAGUUUUUUUUUUUGUAUGCACAUGUUAAUAUUGAGAUACAGGGGCUCAAAUUAUAUAGCUUGGUUAACAAUAUGUAAGCAAACCUUAAAAAUGACAUGCUUAUGAAUAUUGUGAAAAGAACUUCAAAGCAUAUCUGAACUAUUCUACUCUUGAAUUUCAGCAUAAUUUAAUGUUUAGAUUGAACCUUAAAUGUUUUAAAUGUAGGCAUUGGUAUAAUUUGUAAAAAAAAAAAUUAGCAUUAUUUUAACAGAGUUGUUUUAAUGUUCAAUUUUAAUUUGCCCUUGUUUUUAAAUUAUGCACAAUAUAUUUUAGAAUUUUUUAGACAUUGAAAUGCUUUAGACAAUUGAAAGAAUGAAUAGUAUUGUUCAUGAAUUAUUCCUUUUUUUAGGCCUGUAUUAGUAUAUUUUAGUAUUAAUAUUUUAAUUUAAGAUGUAUUUGUGGUAAACAACUUAACUGUAUUAACAUACGUUAGAUGGCAAAUAUUAAAGCAAUUCAAUGUGAUACAGCACAAAUAAAUUCAAAGUACAAGACAGAAAAUCCUAGAUUUUUUAUUGUUUGUGUUUACAAAACCAUUCCAAUCACAAACAAGUUCCAGCUGAUUGCAAAUCUAUAAUAACUUGGGAUGAGUGCUAGAUCUAAUAAUACUCAUUGAUAUCUGUUUAAAAAACAAUACAUCACUAACAAUUACAUAAAUAACAUGAUGCUACUCAUCGAUAUCACUAUUAAAUUAUAUUCUCUACGUAGCAAAAGAUCAGGUAUUUUUACAGAGAAAGUGUAAGAUCUGUACAUUAGAAAAACUCGUAUGAUUUUAUAAGGGAAGCAAAAAUCUGAGUGUUGGUAAACCAUAAAUAAAAAUAGAAAUUAGGAAAAAUAAUAGUUAAAAACUGUUAAAAAUAAAUUAAUAUUUACACUAAUUUCAUAUCAUAAUUUAUGAAGGUUUUUACAAAUGUACAUAACAAAAAUGCAUCCGACUGCAACUCUAAAAAAACAAGUUUGAGACUAGCAAAUAAUACAUAAUUUACUUUAGUAGUAUCUGGAACUAAAUAUAACUUGAUUCAACCCCAAACAUCAUACUUUAGUUGAGCAUAGUUUUUAAAAAAAACUUUCAAAAAUUUACAGUUAAAAUGUUACCAAAGUUUUCAUUUAAACGUUUAAAAUAUACAGUAGCCAAAAUGCUACUUAAGUUCUUAUAAAACUGUGGCAUCUGAUUUUCUAUACUGUACAUUACACAUGCCAUUUACAUAAAUCCAGAUUAUGGCUCUACUAGAGGUCAUUGCUAUUUACACUGUUAAAACAUCUGUACACAAAUAUACAAAAACCGGUGCUGCUUGUUUAUAUGCCUGUUUCCAAGAAGUUUCUUAUUCCAAGAGGCUUUCGAUUUUUCUGCAACAGAUUGAAAAAUGUGUAGAAGUUA
Molecule: messenger RNA, 3338 nt
Organism: Physella acuta
Lineage: Eukaryota; Metazoa; Mollusca; Gastropoda; Physidae
Source: RefSeq, a predicted model, not a curated record